UAAUGUAAUAUGACAAAAAGAAGCUCAGUUUUAUUUAAACUUUUUCUUUCAACAUUCUUCUUUUUUUCCAACUUAGCCCUCUCUUUUCUUGCAACUUUUGCUCGGAAUUCUAUGCUUUGCUGAACCAUUGUUUUCUCUCUGCGAAAGUAAUGAGUAGCUUUUUGCUAUGUUAAGCUUUAGAUCUGUUAUAUGUUUAUGUGAGUCUUCUAUAUCUUUUGUGGUUUCUUUGAGAGCUUAAGCAGCCAUUGCCACAAGCUGAGCUUUUUUUCUCUAGUUCAAGAUUCUAACUUUGGAGCUAGUAAGUGAGAGAGAGAGAGAGGAAAAAAUUCGUUAAAAUGCUGGAGAUUGAAAGCCCUACGAGUCUCUGUUUCCGUGCAAACACUACUUGUAAUGCUCUGCUUCGAGAGCUUCAGAAAAUAUGGGUUGAUAUUGGUGAGAGUGAUGCUGAGAAAGACCGGAUGCUAAUGGAAUUGGAGAAGGAAUGUCUCGAAAUUUACAGGAGAAAAGUGGAUGAGGCUGCAAACUCUAAGGCACAGCUUCAUCAAUCAUUGGUAUCAAUUGAAGCUGAGAUUGCUUCUUUAGUGGCUGCUCUUGGAGUGUUAAACAUCCACUCACCGAUCAAAGCAAAGGAAGGUUCAAAAUCAUUGAAAGAAAAACUUGCUGCUGUGAGGCCAAUGCUUGAAGACUUAAGAUUGCUAAAAGAUGAAAGAAUGAAGCAAUUUGUGGAUAUAAAAGCGCAAAUUGAGAAGAUGAGUGGUGAAAUCUCUGGAUACAGUGACCAACUCAACAAAGCGAUGCUUGGUUCUUUGGCUCUUGAUGAACAAGACUUGACUCUUCGGAAGCUUAACGAGUAUCAAACACAUCUCCGCUCGCUCCAGAAAGAGAAGUCGGAUCGUCUGAACAAGGUUUUGGAUUAUGUGAAUGAGGUGCACACUCUAUGCGGUGUUCUUGGAGUCGACUUUGGUCAAACUGUUAGCGAGGUUCAUCCGAGCUUACAUAGGACUGACCAUGAGCAGUCUACAAACAUUUCUGAUGAUACAUUGGAUGGUCUACAACACAUGAUUGAUAAGCUGAAAACCGAAAAGAGAGUCCGGUUUCAAAAGUUAAAGGAUGUAGCAGGUUCACUUUUCGAGCUAUGGAAUCUAAUGGACACAUCUCAAGAAGAAAGAACAAAAUUUGCAAGAGUCAGUUAUGUUGUAAGAUCAUCUGAAUCUGAUAUCACUGAGCCAAAUAUCCUUUCUACUGAAACAAUUGAACAGGUGUCUGCAGAAGUAGACUCUUUUAAUAAGCUGAAAGCUAGCAGAAUGAAGGAACUUGUGAUGAAAAGAAGGUCUGAGUUAGAGAAUCUUUGCAGAUUGGCUCACAUUGAGGCUAACACAAGCACAUCUCUUGAAAAAUCAACUGCUUUGAUUGAUUCUGGAUUAGUGGACCCUUCAGAGCUUCUUACAAAUAUUGAAUUGCAUAUAAACAAAAUCAAAGAAGAAGCACAUAGCCGGAAAGAAAUAAUCGAUAGGAUUGACCGCUGGUUAUCUGCCUGUGAAGAGGAAAACUGGCUAGAAGAAUACAAUCAGGAUGAAACCCGGUAUAGCGCUGGAAGAGGUGGACAUGUAAACCUCAAGCAUGCAGAACGAGCCCGGAUCACAGUAAACAAGAUCCCAUCAAUGGUUGACAAUCUCAUCAAGAAAACGCUUCUAUGGGAGGACGAAACACGGAAAUCAUUUCUAUAUGAUGGUGUUCGAUUGGUAUCCAUACUUGAAGAUUAUAAAUUGACAAGGAAACAACAGGAAGAGGAAAAGAAACGAUACCGGGAUCAAAAGAAGAUGCAGGAUCUCUUAGUAAAGCGGAGGGAGUCAAUUUAUGGAUCAAAACCGAGUCCAAGAAGAAGCAACAGUGUAAAAAAGCCCAACGGAUACAAUGGGGAUGCAUCUGUGCCUCCUACGCCUCGCAGAAACUCAGCUGGAGCAACAAAUACCGACAUUAUGACCCCAAGAUCUUACUCGAGCCAUCGCCAAAACGGAUAUUUCAAGGAAGUAAGGAGACUCUCAACAGCUCCUUUGAACUAUGUGGCCGUACCAAAGGAAGACUCUGUCUCUACGUACACUUCGGUUUACGGCUCUGAACCAGAUUCACCGUUAUAUAACUAAGUCUCAUUAGGCAGCGCAGUUGGUUCAAUCACAAGAAGUGGAGAUGUAGUAGGAGUUGGGAGUUAGAUGAAUGUAAUCAAAAGGAAGAGUUACUGAUACAGAUCAAGUACAAGUAGUGGUCGUAUGUGUGUGACUUUGAGUUGACUUGUGACUGACUUUAGAGUAAUAGAAGAGUAGAAAAUGGAUGUUAUGUUCUUAUUAUAUAGUAGCUUCAAAAUUCUCUU
This is a messenger RNA of Arabidopsis lyrata subsp. lyrata, 2368 nucleotides long. RefSeq names its product 65-kDa microtubule-associated protein 7. The record is from RefSeq and is a predicted model, not a curated record. The transcript has 11 exons. Gene Ontology annotation, cellular component: spindle; cytoplasm. Lineage: Eukaryota; Viridiplantae; Streptophyta; Magnoliopsida; Brassicales; Brassicaceae. The coding region runs from base 336 to 2144 and encodes 602 amino acids. Gene Ontology annotation, molecular function: microtubule binding. Gene Ontology annotation, biological process: microtubule cytoskeleton organization.